AUGCUUGAACUUUCCAGGAGUUAUAGUGAUGCUGCCCGGGAAUGGGAUGCCAUUGAGACUGUGACAUUGACGAAAAAAGGCAAUGGAAAUGUCCCUCAGCAAAUACAACACAUGUCAGAGAGCCAUGAUGGAUCAUGCUUUGUGAAUUUCAGGGAUGUAUGGGACCAUCUCAAGAACAAGCAUGCUGUAUCUUCUCGGGCGGUGCGACUGCACCGGGACCCACGGGCCAGAGGGGCCCAGGCGCCGAGCUACGAAGAGGGAAGAAGGCAGGGGGGGGCGUUAGCUGGGAGUCCCUUGGCAUCGGAACGAGGCCCUUUUGAUGAUGAUGAUCAAAUGCACCUGCACACAAUACAGACACUAUACAUGGAAUUGACAGGAGAGGAAUACCCUUGCCCUCGAUAUGGGUCACAUUGGGAAAACAUUGGAUUCCAAGGGAAGGAUCCUGCCACUGACCUGCGAGGCGUUGGGUUUCUUGCCUUGGUGAACACCAUGUCACUUCUGACUACCUCAGAACAGCUUUGCAAAUUAGGGAGAAACGUUUAUCAACUCUCCCUGAGUGAAUCUCAGCACUUUCCUUUCAUGGUGCUCAGCAUCAAUGUCACACGCAUUGCUUUACUUGUGCUGAAAGCCGGGAAACUCAAUAGGGAAUGCAAUGAGAAAAACUCUGUGAUUGAGGUUUUGAACCGCUUUUAUGCUGGAAUCCUGUAUAAGAUCUACUCUAUCUACAAAAGUGGCCGUAUGACUAUAAAUGAUGCUGGAAAUAUGAUGAAAGAUACAGAGAGAUAUGCCAUGAAGAAGCCACAAGAGGUUCUCGCAAAGCUCAAUGCUCAUUUGAAGGUUUUAUAAAUCUCCAUACUUGAGUCCCUGCAUGCCUCUGUUAGUACCUGAUGUCAAAUGCAGCAGUUGAUGCUUAUAACUCGUAAAAAUUUCUAAUACCUGCUUGAGCUGAAUUGCAAAGUUUUGUGAUCCAAUGAUAUGAAAGCUAGUCAUUUUGCUUUAGGGAGGAAACUCCCCUGUUUUGAGUGAGUCGUAAUUAACCAUUUUUAAAAGCCUCCUCUUCUGACGUGCCUCACAAGCCAUGCUGGAG
Messenger RNA from Darwinula stevensoni, 1087 nucleotides. NCBI's taxonomy places the organism in Eukaryota, Metazoa, Arthropoda, Ostracoda, Podocopida, Darwinulidae. The record is from the annotation of a GenBank genome assembly.